UAAAAACCUUCACGCUCCCUUUGCUGGCGUCUCUUAUCGUCUCACUUUCGCUGGCUUCCUGCCCCCUCACUUCGCGCUCUGCCUCCGCCAAUUGAACUUUCUAGAUACAAGCAAGUCAUUUGUAGCUUAUCAACACCUACAUACACAAACAUCCACACAAUGGCAUCGGCCUCUCGAAGCUUCUCCCGCGCUCUGCGCACUGUUGCUCCCUCAUUCCGCACCACCGCCAUCCGCUCAUCUGCCCGCUUCGUUGCACCUACACAAAACGCCUUCCGCAACCAACGACGCGGAUACGCCUCCCAGGAAGAUGGCCCUGAUAAGCAUGAGGGCAACCCAACCGGUCUAGCUUUCGGUGCUGGUGCUCUGCUUGUCGGUGCUGGUGCCUACGCCCUAUACACAUACAAGCCAGAGCUCUUUGGCCAGACUAGCUCCAAGGUCUUCACUCCCAGGUUCGAGGAUUACCAGAAGGUCUACGACGCAAUUGCCAAGAGAUUGGAGGAGAACGACAACUACGAUGAUGGCAGCUACGGUCCUGUGCUGCUGCGUUUGGCAUGGCACUGCUCGGGAACCUAUGACAAGUUGACGGGAACUGGUGGCUCCAACGGCGCAACCAUGCGCUUUGCCCCCGAAGCUGACCACGGUGCCAAUGCUGGUCUCAAGGCUGCUCGCGACUUCCUCGACCCUGUCAAGCAGGCUUUCCCUUGGAUUAGCUACUCGGACUUGUGGAUUCUCGGUGGUGUUUGUGCCAUCCAGGAGAUGCAGGGCCCCAAGAUCCCUUAUCGUGCUGGCCGUGCCGACCGUGAUGUUGCCUUCUGCACUCCUGAUGGCCGUCUGCCGGAUGCCACCAAGGAUAGCAGCCACAUUCGCGCCAUCUUUGGCCGCAUGGGAUUCGAUGACCGUGCUAUGGUCGCCCUCUCUGGCGCCCACGCCCUCGGCCGCUGCCAUACUGACCGCUCCGGCUUCGACGGCCCCUGGACCUUCUCUCCCACCACCUUGACCAACGAUUACUUCAAGCUGCUUCUCGAGGAGAAGUGGGCGUACAAGAAGUGGAAUGGUCCCAAGCAGUUUGAGGAUGUCAAGACCAAGAGUCUUAUGAUGCUUCCCACUGACAUGGAGCUUGUCAAGGACAAGAGCUUCAAGCAGUACACCCAACUGUAUGCCAAGGACAAUGAUGUUUUCUUCAAGGACUUUGCCGAGGCAGUCACGACCCUGUUUGAGCUUGGCGUGCCCUUCCAGCAGCCCGAAGACCAGCGAUGGGUCUUCAAGAGCUCUUUUGAUUAGACUCUCUUUGCCAGGAUAGUGAAUUAGAGGAGGAUAGAAGACGUUUCAUUCCGAGGGUUCAGGUUUUGAACAUUCAAGAUAUCCAUCUAGAUUAUUAGACAUUUGCUUUUCACGAUACCCAUGGGAGUGGGUUAGCUACAAGACGUAUGUUUUUCUUUUUCUUUUUAUAGAAACAUACAUUGCGCUCUGUCCUGUGGUCGUAUGGUUUGCAAUAGAUAAGAAUAAGAAGAAUAAAGAUAAAUCAAACUUUACACCAUUUUACC
Bipolaris sorokiniana ND90Pr is the source of this 1544-nucleotide messenger RNA. RefSeq lists its product as uncharacterized. The coding region runs from base 160 to 1281 and encodes 373 amino acids. The transcript is spliced from 2 exons. Gene Ontology annotation, molecular function: peroxidase activity; heme binding. The record is from RefSeq and is a predicted model, not a curated record. Gene Ontology annotation, biological process: response to reactive oxygen species; cellular response to oxidative stress; hydrogen peroxide catabolic process. Lineage: Eukaryota; Fungi; Ascomycota; Dothideomycetes; Pleosporales; Pleosporaceae.